Messenger RNA from Nerophis lumbriciformis (worm pipefish), 879 nucleotides. Lineage: Eukaryota; Metazoa; Chordata; Actinopteri; Syngnathiformes; Syngnathidae. The record is from RefSeq and is a predicted model, not a curated record.
AUGGUGACCAAGAAAGUCCGAACAGAGUACAUGAAGAAGUUCCGGGAUCCCAAGUGGGAAACUUUCUCCAAAUGCUACGAGGACUCGCUCAGGUACCGCCUGACCCGGCGGGUCUUGGAGCACUCGCACAAGCCCUGGUUCUGGGAGGGCUGGGACAGUGGUUCUUUGCUGUCCAGCGGUCGCUCCACACCUAAAUCCGCAUCCUGGCCCGGUCGCAACCGGGUGUCGCCGCUGGUCGCCGUGGAUGAGGCAGACCAGGCGAGGUCUGGUUCCGAUGCCAGGCCACCGUCGGAGCGGGCUGAGGAGAUGGCGACGAAAGCAGCGACGACGGAGGCGGCGGCAACAGAGGUGACAGAGGUUGCGGACGUCGAUGCCACAGCACCAGCAGAAGAAGCUCCGACAGAAAAUGUAGUCUCAGCUCCUCCGAACAGCAGCAUUGAGCCGGACACCGACGACGGACCUCUGGAUCCCCCAGACUCGAACGGGGAUCCCGCCGAGCCAGCGCCAACACAGAGACGCCGCCACAACCCGUCUCACUCAGAGCGGGAACUCCAGAACGUUUCACCUGUCGACCUCAAAUCUCAACGGGCGAAAAGCCAACCACCUCCAGGAGGCGCCAACGACAACCUGUGGCGCCGGUGCAAUGACGCGUACUCCAGGAAAGCCGCCACGCCCAACAAUAAUGGACGUUGCGACGCCUGCGUGCAGACGACGAAAACGAGUCUUCGCCGACGCGCUCGCUCGGCCGACCCGGACAAGAUGAGACGCUCGCAGCAGCAUCGUUUGACCGCUUCCGCCACCACCGUCAUACCCGCGGUAACAACGGAUGAACGUUGGGUGACUGAGUACAUGCGGUGCUUUUCAGCACGACUCCGGUAG